AUGUCGGAGCGCAAGCCCACAAGCCCCGAUGACCCUCGAGGCGACUUCGAUCCUAUCGUACCACGCUCAAAUAGAGACCGACAUAGAGAUCGGGAUCAUCGCCGAUCCUCUUCUGCCCGCAGUGUCGGUAUUAGCGUGAGUUCGACCGCCAGCGCCAGCACGGCUUCAAGUAGGAACCCCGCCUUGUCGCAAAAGCAACCCAAAAAACAAAAGCAACCGAGCGUCGUCGUCGCCAUGUCAUCUUCGCCCGUGCCGGACUUAUCUAGCGCAUCGCCGUCCCCGUCAAUUUCAUCAAUAGAUACCAGGUCCGGGACUGGCGUUGAAUCCCCGCAUAGAGAUAGCAGCAUAGAUGGGAUCUACGUUCUCGGUGGCAUGACAUUAACCACCACCGACAGCCCCCUAGAGCCCGCUCUAUCGCGCGCCUCGCUCUCAUCCUGGGAUACCACCGCAGCAGCCUCUAUAUCAUCCGCGACGCCGUCAAUACCCAUAUCUCUAACAGCCACUGAGCAGCGCAAAUACGCAUGUCUCUUCCAUAUGCUGGACUGUCAUGAGUCCUUCAAUGACGGCGCGGAGUGGCGCACUCACGUCUUCAGCCACUUUCGCUCACACCCGACCCCUCCGUCAGCGCGGUGUCCGCUGUGUCCGAACACAAAAUUUGUCGACGGUAUCUCGGACCCCGUGUCGUCGCCGGUCCCCGAGGGCACCGAGUCGGCCCACUCUAGCGACGGCGUUCAAGCCCUGACAGACUUGCCCUCUGCAUGGGAGCGUAUGCUCGACCAUGUCGAUGUGGACCAUUAUUGUCUGGGCCAGACGCUUUCCGGUAGUCGGCCGGAUUUUGAGCUUAUGCGGUAUCUUUAUGGGAUGCGAGUUAUCACCGAUGCGCAGUUCAAGGCUAUGCAGUUGCCGCCUGCGCCGUCGAGUCCGGCUUAUCAUCGUUCGCAGGAUGGGGUUAGGGCUAGUAUUGGCUCUGCUGAUGAGCCAUACUGUGCGCCGUAUAGUAAGCGCCGGGAGGAGAGAAUGAGGGGACAGCAGAGGGGUGUCGGGGUUUUGUAG
This is a messenger RNA of Penicillium griseofulvum, 1053 nucleotides long. RefSeq lists its product as uncharacterized. The transcript has a single exon. Lineage: Eukaryota; Fungi; Ascomycota; Eurotiomycetes; Eurotiales; Aspergillaceae. The coding region runs from base 1 to 1053 and encodes 350 amino acids. The record is from RefSeq and is a predicted model, not a curated record.